Phlebotomus papatasi is the source of this 1753-nucleotide messenger RNA. RefSeq lists its product as uncharacterized. The transcript is spliced from 6 exons. NCBI's taxonomy places the organism in Eukaryota, Metazoa, Arthropoda, Insecta, Diptera, Psychodidae. The coding region runs from base 607 to 1428 and encodes 273 amino acids. The record is from RefSeq and is a predicted model, not a curated record.
UAGGCGAGAGCAUUAUGUGAAGCUAUGAGAGAGUAUUUUGCGCGCAAUUGAGGUGCAUUAAGUCGAAAUCGCGGCAGUUGUUGGUCUGACGUCGAAGUGACUAGUCGGAUUUAUUCCAUAUAGUAGUCGGAAUUGCGUUAGUGACUCUCGUGUGCAGUGAAUAGAAGAAACACGCGAAAUUAUCUCUGGAGUUUUCCACGGUAUAUUUCCUAUAUAUCCAUAGAUUCGUUGCAGAUGGUUAUAGAUAUUUUCCGCCCAAACCUCAGUGUCACCCGCAACGUGGACUCAAUUUCAUUUCCGCCAAUUAUCCAAUUGUCACUGAUGAGUUUCGCGACCUCGUGGUGAAUACCAAAGUGAAUUUUUGUGUGGAACUGUACCAAAGAUUUAUCAAGCACUUUAUUGCUAUUUUGGGGUGAGACUACGUAAUCUAUUGUGGCUGAUAAGUUUGAUGACACCGUGGAGGAACUUUUUGCUGGAGGAAAAAGUGUGGAAAAUUUCAAGUGUUGAAAAAGUGAUAAGAAAAUUUGCUGAACUGGAAAGGAAAUUCAGCAUGAAAAUGAUUUUUUGUGUAUAUUGAGAAAGACUGACAGCAAAAAAUAUUCAACAAUGAAUUUUUGGAUUGUUCUUUUAGUGGCUAUUUUCACAACAGAUGGCGCUUCAGGCGUUAAAAUCAAGGAAUUGCGUGUGCCUCGCACUUAUAUCAUGGAUGAACAAGCAGAUCCCAUGAGAAAUCCCCUCAUCUUAGACUGUGAGUACGAGGUAGAACCCGGAGAGUCAGGCUUUGUGCUAAAAUGGCUAAAAGGGGACCAGCCGGUCUAUCAGUGGAUUCCAGGCUCCAAGCCCUAUCCAAUUUCAUUCUUUCGCGGACGUGUAGAUACGAAAUACGAAGCAUCGAAACAUGCAAUUUCUAAGCAUCGAGCUGUGUCCAUAGUAAGGCCAACAUGGAAUAUGACAGGAGACUACACAUGCUCCGUGCAGACAUUUCAGUCUCAGGAUAGAAGAACAGCAAGUUUACUGAUAGUUGUACCCGACAAGGACUUUCAGUUGAGCUACAACUGCUGUGAUGAAGAAAAUGCUAUAGUAGUCCAAUGUUCUACAUACAAUGUCUAUCCAGAGCCAUCGUUAACCCUUACGGUGGACGAUAUGCUUGUGGACAGUGGUACGGAAAAGAAGAGACGAAAGGAGGAUGGAAUGUAUGAAUCAAUUCUCACCUGGCGAGUGCCUCGUGUGCAGGUGGAUCCUCCAGUUACCUUCAAUUGUGCCCUUUCAAUUCCAGGGACAAAUUACACAGCUAGACGAGAAACUAUCUACUACACUGGAUCGGGGACAUCAUCUGUUGAUGUGAUCAUGUUGAGGAUAAGCUGGAGCGUCCUAGUUGUCAUGGCUCUCUUAAUUAAUCAUCUUCUUGGGAAGCGUCGACUUCUGUAGACGACAUCGAGAAUGCUUUAGUGGCAUUUUGGAGGAGUGCAACAAUGGACACCCAGGAAAAAUAAUCUCAUCUUCCACCUCGACUCACUCACUCACUAUAUAAUUCUUUCCAUCCUUGAGGUUUGUACUGGAGUGGAGACGAGUACCACCCCACCACCCACUUUAGACACUUAUAGAACAGUCAAAAGACGACGGAGAAGAGUAAGUUUAAGUAAUAAAUGUUAUUAUAAAAAAAGGAAAAGAGAGUGAUUAAACUAAAGUGUUACUAUGUGUAAAUAGCUAACUAACUGACCAAAAAGACAAUUGGAGAAAAUGAGUUGAAAAA